Pocillopora verrucosa is the source of this 4393-nucleotide messenger RNA. Its product is annotated as eukaryotic translation initiation factor 3 subunit A. Gene Ontology annotation, cellular component: multi-eIF complex; eukaryotic translation initiation factor 3 complex, eIF3e; eukaryotic translation initiation factor 3 complex, eIF3m. NCBI's taxonomy places the organism in Eukaryota, Metazoa, Cnidaria, Anthozoa, Scleractinia, Pocilloporidae. The record is from RefSeq and is a predicted model, not a curated record. Gene Ontology annotation, molecular function: mRNA binding; translation initiation factor activity. Gene Ontology annotation, biological process: translation reinitiation; formation of cytoplasmic translation initiation complex.
UUCUCUUCGAUUCUUGGCGAAGGAGGUUGGAAAGGACGACGUGUUUAAUCAUGCCGGUCUACUUUCAGCGACCGGAAAAUGCUCUUAAAAGAGCGAACGAGUUUAUUGAAGUUGGAAAGAAAGAACCAGCUUUGGAUGCAUUGUAUGAUGUCAUUAAAAGCAAGAAGCAUCGCACAUGGCAGAACAAGAUUCAUGAGCCUAUUCUUUUCAAGUACUUGGAGCUGUGUGUUGAUCUCAAGCGAAGCCAUGUAGCUAAAGAAGGGCUGUACCAGUACAAACUAAUUUGUCAGCAAGUUAAUAUUGCGUCUCUUGAGGAUGUCAUUCGCUACUUUCUCAAGCUUGCUGAAGACCGCGCCGAGACUGCCAGGCAGGAGUCUCGCGAGCAGGUUCCCACAGUGGAUGAUUUGGAUCAGCUGCAGACACCAGAGAGCAUAUUGCUCAGUUUUGUCAGUGGUGAAGACACCCAGGAUCGUACAGACAGAGUUAUGUUGACACCCUGGGUCAAAUUUUUGUGGGAGGCUUAUCGUAAUGUGUUAGAAUUGCUACGAAAUAAUGCACGAGUGGAGAAGUUAUAUCAUGACACUGCUCAACAAGCAUUUAAAUUCUGCUUGAAGUACUCCCGUCGUACAGAAUUUCGGAAGCUUUGUGACAAUCUGAGGAAUCACUUGAAUAAUGCCAUCAAGCACCAAGGGCAACCAAACACAGUGAACCUCACUAACCCUGAGACUCUGCAACUUCAUCUAGAGACACGACUGGCACAAUUAGAAAGUGCCAUCAACAUGGAGCUUUGGCAGGAGGCAUUCAAAGCAGUUGAAGAUGUUUACGGACUCAUGCAGCUGUCCAAGAGGCCUCCAAAGCCCCAAGUGAUGGCCAAUUAUUAUCAGAAGGUUGCUCUUGUCUUCUGGAAAGCCGAGAAUUACUUAUUUCAUGCAUGCACUCUGCAUCGGCUAUAUGUGUUGUCAAAGGAACAGAAACGUACAAUGACAACAGAGGAACAGCAGAAAAUGGCAACUAGAGUUGUUCUAGCAACCCUAGCCAUUCCAAUCCCUGUGUCCCUCAGUGAAACAGAGAGACAUCUGGAGUUAGAUGAGAUUGCACGGGAAAAGUCUCGUCGUUUAGCCAGCCUUCUUGGGCUGCAGACCAUCCCCACCAGAGCAACACUUAUAAAUGACAUGUUGAAGUUGAAUGUCCACCAGCACAUAAUGCCACAGUUGCAAGACCUGUUCCAGAACCUUGAGAAGGACUUCUCUCCUCUUCAGUUUUGUUCCAGGGUCAAUGAAUUCUUUGAAUUCUUACAGGAGAAUGAAGAAUUAGAACUAAAUCAGUACAUUAAACCCUUGCAGUAUGUUGCCAUUGUGCGGCUGCUUAAACAGGUGUCUCAGGUGUACCAAACCAUUGAGUUCUCAAGACUGUUAUCCUUGGUGCCAUUUGCCACAGAAUUUCAGUUGGAAAGAGCAAUUGUGGAUGUUGCUUUACAGAAUGAACUUCAGGUGCGUAUUGAUCACAGAACUAAAGCCGUCAGUUUUGGACUUGACUUGCAUGUGGCUCACAAAGAGGAGGUGCCAGAAGGGCCAUAUCUCCAGUCCAUGCCAUCUGAGCGACUCAGAAACCAAUUGACACUGAUGUCAACAGCUUUGCACAAGUCCAUUAAUAAAAUUCAGCCUGAAAUCAUCAAGCAAAAGUGCCAAGAAGAGCAGCAGAAGAUCAUUCAGGUGUAUUUACGUUCAUCUAAAAAAGAACACAAACAGAUGCUGGAAAGGAAGGCUGUGAUUGAGGCUCGCAAAGAAUAUCUGGAGUCACUCCAUGUUAAAAGAGAGCGAGAAGAACAGAAGUUGCUGAGGUUACAGCAGAAGGAGAAUCUGGAAGCUGAACAGAAGCGACUCAAUGAAGAGAGACAGAAACGAGAGGUGCUCCGAAGAAAGCAAGAACUUCAGGAGAUUGAGAAGAAGCAAGCUAUGGACAAGAUUGCUGCUCUCAAGAAAACAACUGUGGGGGCAAAGGCUCUGAAAGACUUGACAGAGGAGGAAAUUGAAGCCAUGGAUGCAGAUGAUAUCCUGGCCAGACAAGUUGAACAGCUGGAUAAAGAGAAGAGAGAGUUGCAGACAAGGCUUAAAACUCAGGAGAAGAAGAUGGAUUACCUCGCACGAGCGAUGCGAAUGGAGGAGAUUCCUUUACUGAAGCAACAGUACGAGGAACACCUCGUGCAGGACCAAAAGUUCUGGGAAGAACAGGAAGAAGACAGGAUCAGUGUAGCAGUGUCUGAGCAUAAGAAGCUAGUAGAAACCAGUGGAAGGCUGCAGCGAAUGGUACCAGACAAGGAGACUUUCGUUGACAGCCUACUUAAAGCUCGUCAGGCGUCUCACGAGGAAAAAAUGAAAGAAUUUCAAGCUCGUUUGGACGAGGCUCGUAAGAAACGUUUGGAGGAGCGACGGAAAGAGCGCAUUUUGGAGAGGAAAAAGCAGCGACGACAUGAAAGGGAAGAGAAAGAACGAAAGGAACAGGAAGAAAAAGAAAAGAGAGAACGCGAAGAAGCCGACGAAAAGGCCAGGAUAGAAAAGGAAGAGAAAGAACGUGAGUACCGCGAGAGGGUCGCAAAGCUGGACGAGAUGGAGCGCAAGCGGCGAGAGAGAGAGAAGGAAAUUGAGGAAAAGAACCAGCGAGGGAGCAGGCCUGACAGUGAACGGGAUGGUCCACCAAAGGGAUUGGAACGAGACAGAGACAGGGACCGAUAUGGACCUCCUCGCCGGGAAGAGAAAGACGAAGGUGGAUCAUGGAGGCGCGAUGAACGGGAGAGGCCACCACCUGAUGUUGAGAGGCGCCGUGAGGAACGAGAACUGCUACCCUCAAGCCGUGACCAGGAGGAGCGCGAACAGGACCGUGAAUCUACAGGUGUAUGGCGUCGUGGUGAUGGCCGUGAUGAUCGUUUCCGCGACGACCGUUCCCGUGACGAUCGUUAUCGCGAUGAUCGCAUGCGCGACGACCGUUUCCGUGAUGGGGGUUCAGGUGGAGGCUGGAGACGAGAUGAUCGUGACAGGGAAGGGCCUCGUGAUGAGGGGUCAACUUGGAGGAGGUCUGGGGAAAGAGAUGGUCCGAGAAGAGAUAUGGACCGCCCUAGAAUGGACGAUCGUGGUCCUUGGAGGAGAGAUGACCGUGAUCGUCCAUCCUCAGGUAGCGGGUGGCGAGACCGUGAUGACCGUGACCGUCCACCACCCAGUUCCUAUCGUGACGAUCGCGGCCGAGAUGAUCGUGGGCGUGACGACCGAUGGCGCGACGACCGUGGACGGGACGACCGUGGACGCGACGACCGUGGGCGGGACGACCGUGGGCGGGACGACCGUGGGCGGGACGACCGUGGGCGGGACGACCGUGGGCGGGACGACCGUGGGCGGGACGACCGUGGGCGGGACGACCGUGGGCGGGACGACCGUGGGCGGGACGACCGUGGACGGGACGACCGUGGACGGGACGACCGUGGACGGGACGACCGUGGACGGGACGAUCGAUGGCGUGAUGAUCGUGGACGCGAUGAUCGUGGGAGGGACGAUCGUGGACGCGAUGAUCGUUGGCGUGGGCGUGAUCGAGAAGAGCGUGACCGUCCGUCGGGGGAUUCUUGGCGCGGUGACCGUGAUCGUGGAGAUGGGGGGGGUCGAGAUGAUCGUUUCCGAGGGGACCGUGAAGGAGAUCGCUACAGAGGAGAUCGUGAUGAACGUGAUCGUUCUGGUUGGAGGAACGAACGCCCAGAUGAUCGUGACCGUGAUCGUGACCGUGAUCGUGAUGCGUGGAGAAGGGGAGGGGAGGAUCCUGGCCGUGAUCAGUGGAGACGAGACCCACCACCUGCACGUUCUGAAGGUAAAUCCUGGUCUGCCUCCCGUCGCGGUCGAGAAAGACCCCCUGCGGAGCAAUCUGAUGGUGACGGUUGGACCACAGUACAGUACAAGUGAUCAACUCAUACUAAUACACUACCCUGGCAAGGAGUUAAUAAAGCCACUCAAUGCUUCCUUGGUUUGGCGCUUAACCGGAUGUGUUCAUAGCUGACCCAUUAUGUCAGUCAUAUUUGGAGUGUGAAUGUUUACAAAAAUGAUCGCGGUUGUUACGUCUAUUUCGCUGGUUUUCAGUCAUAACUUUGGUCUUCCCGUUGUUGUGGGACUGCGUUUAGUUUGUCUUAUUCGGUGCUGGCCUUGUCUUUCGAUGAAAACCUAUACUUAAGCUUCGAGGAAUUCGGUGAUAGCAGAGAAAAUUGUAGAUUACGAUCUGUCUGUCCAAUGAUAUCAUGAGACAUCUUUUUUUCGUUUGUUUUUCGUUUUUCGUUCAAUUCAAUUCAAUUCAAACUUCAGCCAGGGUAGAUGAUAGGAAACGAAUUGUGUUCACAUUAAACGAUACGUGUAAACAGUUA